This is a messenger RNA of Gongylonema pulchrum, 273 nucleotides long. The record is from the annotation of a GenBank genome assembly. NCBI's taxonomy places the organism in Eukaryota, Metazoa, Nematoda, Chromadorea, Rhabditida, Gongylonematidae.
AUGGACGAAAAAGCAGCCGUAGACGAGGGCGGUGGUGACAGUGCCAAUCCGUUGGAUAUAAAUUCGAAUAGUUUUGAUUGCGAAGCCUACAUCGGCGAUCUGUUGCGGAAGAAAAAUUUGGAUGAAUUGCUUCAAGUAGAAGAGGAUAUGGUUCAUAGUGUACGACGGUUGGACUCUGAAAUGCAACAACUUGUCUAUGAAAAUUACAAUAAAUUUUUAACAGCCACAACUACAGUGAAGAAAAUGCAGAGCAACUUUAUGCAGAUGGGUCGA